Anoplophora glabripennis (Asian longhorned beetle) is the source of this 2668-nucleotide messenger RNA. Its product is annotated as luciferin 4-monooxygenase-like. Lineage: Eukaryota; Metazoa; Arthropoda; Insecta; Coleoptera; Cerambycidae. Bases 90 to 1736 code for a protein of 548 amino acids. The transcript is spliced from 6 exons. The record is from RefSeq and is a predicted model, not a curated record. Gene Ontology annotation, molecular function: long-chain fatty acid-CoA ligase activity. Gene Ontology annotation, biological process: fatty-acyl-CoA biosynthetic process; long-chain fatty acid metabolic process.
UUAAAUAAAACAAGUAGUAGAUGCAUUUUAAAUAGUGUAAGGCAGUACUUCCAUAUCUUCAGUAGUUGCCCCUUGCUUAUUAAAACGAAAUGUCUUUAGAACAGAACACAUUUGUUGUACAUGGCCCUAAACCUGCAGUGCCUUUGUCGGAUAAUACCGUGGGAGAAGAGAUAUUUGCAAAAUUACUAAAAAACGCUAUAGCAAACGAUGAUGCCAUGAUUGAUGUGUUCACUGGAAGGACAGUUUCUUAUAAAUCGCUACUACAGUCAUCCUGCGAAUUAGCCGAAGCUCUGCGAUCUUAUGGCUACACAACGGAUACGGUUAUGUCAAUAUGUAGUGAAAAUAAUUUGGAAUUUUACAUUCCUGUUCUAGGAGCUCUUUUCGUUGGUUGCAUAAUGCUCCCUGUCAAUCAUAACUACACCGAGCACGAGAUGAAACAUAUCUUAAAUAUUGGCAAACCUAAAGUAAUUUUCUGUUCCAAAAGCGUUUCAUUUAAAUUUCUUCAUUUAAAAAGGUUGUUGGGUUUUUUGGAAGACAUAGUUAUAAUUGAUUCCAAUGAAUCAGUUCUAGGAACAGAAAGUUUGGAGCUAUUCGUGAAAAGAUCCUUGAGGGAGACAAACGUACUUCCCCACACAUUUCAGCCUGUAACUGGUGAUGCAGCAAAACUGGGUGCUUUUGUAUUAUGUUCUUCUGGUACUACUGGGUUGCCUAAAGGCGUGUUAAUCUCACAUAGGAGUAUAUUGGCUAGGUUACUACAAUCAAGAGAUCCUAAAUAUUCCCUUUCGUCAAAAAACAUUCUUGGCUUAAUGCCUUUUUUUCAUACAUAUGGAUUAAAUGUUGGUCUCGAUGCCAUAACUAACGGUCACAAAUUAGUGGUGUUAAAAAAAUUUGAUGAGGAUGUCUUCUUAAAAUCUAUCCAAGACUAUGAAAUUUCAAUGUUGCCUCUGGUGCCCCCCUUAGCUAUUUUUAUAGAAAAAAGUCCGAAAAUAUUAAAUUAUGACCUAUCUUGUGUUGAGGAAGUUGCUUGUGGGGCCGCACCGUUGAGUAAGAACACAGAAUUGGCUUUAAGAAAGAGAUUCAAAAACUUAAAAUCAUUCCGCCAAAUCUAUGGACUAACAGAGGCAACAUUCGCGGUUACAAUAGCUGAUAAGGAGAACCAAAUACCAGGAUCAUGUGGUAAGGUUGGGACGUUUAUGAUAUGCAAAGUGAGAGAUCCAGAAACUGGAAAGAGCCUGGGGCCCAAUCAAACAGGCGAACUGUGCUGCAAAGGGCCGCUGAUCAUGAUGGGAUAUUAUAAUGACGAAAAAGCAACGAGAGAGGCUUUCACUUCUGAUGGUUGGUUAAAAACUGGCGAUUUAGGAUACUACGAUGAAGAAGGAAAUUUUUAUAUAGUAGACAGACUUAAAGAAUUAAUUAAAUAUAAAGGAUAUCAGGUAGCUCCAGCUGAAUUGGAAGCACUUUUACUAAAUCAUCCAAAGGUUCGAGACGUAGGAGUAGUCGGACUUCCAGAUGAACUAGGAGGAGAACUACCAUUGGCUUUCGUAGUAAAGAACGAAGGACAAAACGUCACAGAAAGUGAAUUGCAGGAAUAUAUUAGCGAUAUGGUUUCACCUCAAAAAAGGCUGAGAGGGGGAGUAAUUUUUGUUUCAGAAAUUCCAAAAAAUCCCAGUGGAAAAAUAUUAAGAAGGGUAUUGAAGGAAAGAUUGAAAAACUGCCAAAGAUCGUCAAAAUUGUAGUACCUACCUACUUACUUAAACAAUAUGUGUAUGAGUAGAUUUGUUUAUACUGCGGUAGAUAUUUCAUGUUGUAGAUAGCUAUCAAUCUAUAUACAUAGCCAUAGAAAGAUAAUUUACUAUUUAAUAAUACAAAAUGAUGCAUGGCAGAAAGAAAUGUUUGCUAAUUAAGAUAUAGGUAAAUUAAAUGAUUUUGUUACAAGCCAUUUUUUCUCAGCGUAACCCCUAUAAUAAGCAUAGGUAUGCUUCACAGAGCUGCUAAAAUCAUGUUGCAGAGACUUGACUGAGAUCUCAUACAUUUUUUCUCUACGUUUGCUCAAAAUUUGUUAGAUGCACAAAGGAAAAUGAAAUUUCAGCGCUUUAAAGAAAAGGGCAAUAUUUAUGUAAAAUUAUAUUAAUAUUAACAUACUAAUUAAACUGCAUUAAAUGACAAUAAGAUAUCAAUUAAAUCACAAGAUCUUUCGUUAACUUCAGUAGGAACAUAAGAUGAAGUUGAAAAUUGAUUUUUCAUUAUUAUAUCUUUUUGUUUCUCAUUUGGAUAAUUUUUGGAUAAAAGCUAAUAAGCGUUAUUUGAAAUUAUUCUGUCUAUCUCUUUUAAAUUCCCAAAUGCCUUAGAUACCUGAAAACAACAACUGGUUGAUUGUACAUCGAAUAAAUUCAUAAUAGAGUUUACAAAAAAAUUCACUUCGGGUGCUCAGAUUACUACCUUUAGCCUUAUUAUAUCAAUUGCCAUUUAACACAGGAAAUACCACCUUCAGCCGUCUCUCGUGUUGUUUGUUCAAAUUAAUAACUAUCUCAGGCAUAAGUAUCCAGGUCACACCUCAGCAGCUAAAUUUUAUUUGAGUUACUGGCAGUAAUUGAAUGAAAUUAUAUUUUUUAAUAUAUGUUUCCUGAACUUAGUUUAUACAGUGACGGUUCUUGGAUUUCUAUGCCAG